AUGGAGCGACUUAUUAGUGCUAUUCGUACCACUCCAUUAAUUGACAGCCGCGCACGCCCAUUGCUCAUCCCUUCAUCUAAGACCAAACGCUCCUUACUAGGCAUUACUACUGAGGCUGAUGGAGAUGCCCUAAAAGCUGCUCGUUCAACUUUGGCACACAUUCGAGCUACAAACCAACUUGCAGAAAUUCUUGGUUGUCCCCCAACAUGGAAUGAUGUCUUGAAAGCCAUUGCGAAAGAGAACGAAAAGCCAGGCUAUGUGUGGAUAAAACAAUGUCUGAAAGGAAUCGAGACAAUCAUUCUUGAUGAUUCCUUAAGCACGGAAAAUGGAGUUUUCGACUAUUCAUGGCAUGACAACUUAACAAGAAGUAAGUGCAGGAGGAUAGUAAGAAUCGAAAAUUUUGCAGCAGUCAUAGUUGAUCGGAACAUCAAAUUGUUCGCGAUCUCUGAAGAUAAAUUCUUUGAUUCAGUGGUCGAGGAUCUUCAAAAGGGUAUAAAUGAUGCACUUUCUGAUACCAAUGUUGUCGGCUUUAUAUCAGCUAUCUGUUAUAAAACAAGGCUUGAUAUACCUUGGGUUUGUUCUCUCGAAAUGGUAAAAUUGACCUUGAUACAAUGUAUUUGGAAACAACAAGCCGAGGGUCAUAGUCGCUUUAAAGGGUUCGAUCGCCAAAUUUUGAACUCCUGGAUCCUUCACAUGACAGCUGGACUUAUCCAACGUUCCGAGAGUUUCCACAAGAAACCAAUCCAGUUCCAUACUGGUUUGGGCGACGAUGACGUAUCUCUUACUCGCUCUUCACCAUCAUAUCUACAAGACUUUAUUCGCGAGUAUUCGGACGUUCCAAUCAUUUUGGUUCAUUCUGGUUAUCCAUGGACAAAGGAAACGGGAUACUUAGCUACGGUACAUUCGAAUGUGUAUGUUGAUAUUGGUGAAGUGUUUUCUUGUGUCAGCCAGGAUGGCCAAGAAGGUGUUAUUCGCGAUCUUCUAGAGUUUUGUCCCACAGAAAAGAUUGUGUGGAGCACAAACGGGCAUGAUCUUCCAGAAACUUAUUUACUCGCACAAAUUCGAUCUCGCGAAGCCUUUGAAAAAGUCCUCGCAGAGUAUGUGACUAAGAAAGCAUUGACUAUUGAGCAAGCUGUUAAAGUUGUUGAAGAUAUAUUCUUCAACACAUCUAAUCAGCUUUAUGCUCUCCAGUUGAAAUUGAGGCCGACGGAAACACAGGCCGUUGAACAAGUUGUUAACGGGUUGGACAGAACCAGAACAGUUAAUGGGGUUGACGGUACCAAGGAUGUCUACCACAAAAACGGCGUCGGAGCCAUUGACAAAGUUAAUGGGACCAAUAGAAUUGACGGGAUCGAUGGGAGUAACGGGAUCAAGAGAACCAGUCAUGCAGAUGCUUCAAAAUCUCCAUCAGACCUUGAGAUAUUUGAAUCAUUCAUGGUACAACACCCGGGAAUCAAAUUUCUGCGUGUACAAUUUGUCGACUACUGCUCCAUUACUCGAUUACGGAUUUUACCGAUCAAAAGUGUUCGCAAUCUUCUUUGCGACGAAAAGGCUAAUGUUUCUAUCGGUAUCACUAAUAGUUGUUUGACUCUCACGCCAGACGACCAUCGGAUUGAUUCGGUUUCUCCCAGAGACGAAUCUAGGUCUCUAACCGCAGUCCUAUCUUCUAUGCGACCUGGUCCAUUUCGUGGGUACGCUUCGGCACAGGGAGAGCUUCGCAAUCCUGACAAUUCGCCACUUGAUGUAUGCCCGCGAACUACUCUUCGAAGUAUAGUGAGCAGAGCGAAGAAUCACGGUCUUGAAUUUCUUGUCGGCUUUGAGAUUGAAGUCAUAUUCAUGAAAGGCACACUUAAAGAGGACAAUACCCACGUGUAUGCUCCCCUUCCAGGUUCGGACUCUCAUUGCUGGGGAUCCAACAACGCACUUUCUCCCGCUGUCAUAGAUGUUAUGGAUGAGAUAAACGAGAAACUUUCCAAUGCCGGUAUUGAUCUCGAGCAGUGGCAUCCAGAAUCAGCCACUGGUCAAUUUGAGUUUGUCCUACCUGCAUGUGCACCCAUUGAGGCUGUAGAUAUACUUUUACAGACCCGAGAAAUCAUCGCCACGGUUGCACGAACUCAUGGAUGGCGUGCUACAUUGCACCCAAAACCUCUUCCCAACAAAUUGGGCACGGGAGCACAUGUUCACCUGUCCAUAUCGACCCCGGAAGGAGAGAAGGAACAAACGUAUACUCAUUUUUAUGCAGGAAUACUGAAACAUCUUCGUGCAAUUACGGCUUUCACCUACGGUAAUCCUGCCAGCUAUGAUCGCAUGCUUGCAGUUGGUGGCUGGGCCGGCAGUACAUGGGUGGCUUGGGGUUACCAAAAUCGAGAAACAGCCCUACGUAAGAUUGACGGGUCGCACUGGGAGUUCAGAUGUAUGGAUGGCCUUGCCAAUGUUUACUUGGCUUUAGCAGCUGUAAUUGGUGCAGGUGUAGAAGGCGUGAUUUCAAAAGACAAGAUGACAUGGCUUGACUGCCACAUGAACCCUGCUGAAGUUAGUCAAGCAGCCAGAGAUGAUUACAACAUCGAAGAAAUGUUGCCAAGUACUUUGGAUGAGGCACUUGCCGCUCUCAAAAUUGACCAAGGUAUGUACAAGAUACUCGGUGAAGCUGUGGUGGCCACAUAUAUUGCGAUGAAACAAGGUGAGCUGGAGCUCAUGAAUAGCAUGAAGGAUGAGCAGAGAAGAAACUGGUUGAUUGAGAGAUAUUGA
Molecule: messenger RNA, 2748 nt
Organism: Botrytis byssoidea
Lineage: Eukaryota; Fungi; Ascomycota; Leotiomycetes; Helotiales; Sclerotiniaceae
Exons: 3
Coding region: 1-2748 (915 amino acids)
Molecular function (GO): glutamine synthetase activity; hydrolase activity
Source: RefSeq, a predicted model, not a curated record